AGGGCCCGAAGGGGGCGGCCGAAGCGGCCGCGCGAGAGCCGCGGGCCUGGGGCCCCUCACGGCGCCACGAACCCUGCGCUGGCAGAUAGCGCGGGCGGGGUCCUUAUCCGCCUCCACGCCGGGCGCCGGCCGGGGAACCCGGAGACCUCUCCCUCCAGCUCCCUCGGCCCUCUCGCGGGCUACACCCAGGUUUCCUAAUGGGCCGGACCGUGGUCGUGCUGGGAGGAGGCAUCAGCGGCUUGGCCGCCAGUUACCACCUGAGCCGGGCCCCCUGUCCCCCCAAGGUGGUCCUGGUGGAGGCCAGCGAGCGUCUGGGAGGCUGGAUCCGCUCAGUCCGAGGGCCAGGUGGUGCUGUCUUUGAACUUGGACCUCGAGGAAUUCGGCCGGCGGGAGCGCUGGGGGCCCGGACCCUGCUCCUGUUUCUCCUCUUCCUGAGGAUGUGUGGAGAGCAGGUUUCUGAGCUUGGCUUGGACUCAGAAGUGUUGCCUGUCCGGGGAGACCACCCAGCUGCCAAGAACAGGUUCCUGUACGUAGGUGGCGCCCUGCAUGCGCUGCCCUCCGGCCUCAGGGGGCUCUUCCGCCCUUCACCGCCCUUCUCCAAACCUCUGUUUUGGGCUGGGCUGAGGGAGUUGACCGCGCCCAGGGGCAAAGACCCUGAUGAGACUGUGCACAGUUUUGCCCAGCGCCGCCUUGGACCCGAGGUGGCGUCUCUAGCCAUGGACAGCCUCUGCCGAGGAGUGUUUGCAGGCAACAGCCGAGAGCUCAGCGUCAGGUCCUGCUUUCCCAGUCUCUUCCAAGCCGAGCAAACCCAUCGUUCCGUUUUACUGGGGCUGCUGCUGGGAGCAGGGCAGAGCCCGCAGCCAGACUCCGCACUCAUUAGCCAGGCCCGAGCCGAGCGCUGGAGCCAGUGGUCCCUCCGAGGAGGGCUGGAAACGUUGCCCCAAGCCCUUAACACCCACCUGACUCGUAGAGGAGUCCGUAUUCUCAGAGGCCAGCCCGUCUGUGGGCUCAGCCUCCAGGCAGACAGGCGCUGGAAGGUGUCUCUAGGGGACAGCAGUCUGGAUGCUGACCACGUUAUUAGUGCUGUUCCGGCUUCAGUGCUCGGCAAGCUGCUCCCUGCGGAGGCUGCGCCUCUGGCCCGGGCCCUGAGCGCCAUCACUGCGGUGUCUGUGGCUGUGGUGAACCUGCAGUACCGAGGAGCCCGUCUGCCUGUGCAGGGAUUUGGACAUUUGGUGCCAUCCUCAGAAGACCCGGGCGUCCUGGGAAUUGUGUAUGACUCGGUUGCUUUCCCUGAGCAGGACGGAAGCCCCCCUGGCCUCCGAGUGACUGUGAUGCUGGGAGGGUCCUGGUUACAGACGCUGGUAGCCAGGGGAGCCUUAUCUCCGGAGCUGCUCCAACAACAGGCCCAGGAAGCAGCUGCCACCCAGUUAGGACUGAAAGAGCCACCCAGCCACUGCUUGGUCCAUCUACACAAGAACUGCAUCCCCCAGUAUACACUAGGCCACUGGCAAAAACUGGAGGCAGCUACGCAAUUCUUGGCUUCUCAGAGGCUGCCCUUGACUCUGGCCGGAGCCUCCUAUGAGGGGGUUGCCGUUAACGACUGUAUAGAGAGCGGACGCCAGGCAGCAGCCCGGGUCCUGGGCUCGGAACCGGACAGCUGAUCCCCAACUCCCACCUCCUCCUGGCCCCGCUGGUGGCAGUUCUUGACCCACGAAAAUAAAAGUUGCUGGAGCUUG
Molecule: messenger RNA, 1736 nt
Organism: Herpailurus yagouaroundi (jaguarundi)
Lineage: Eukaryota; Metazoa; Chordata; Mammalia; Carnivora; Felidae
Gene: PPOX
Product: protoporphyrinogen oxidase
Exons: 13
Coding region: 198-1661 (487 amino acids)
Biological process (GO): heme biosynthetic process
Cellular component (GO): mitochondrial inner membrane
Molecular function (GO): protoporphyrinogen oxidase activity, oxygen as acceptor
Source: RefSeq, a predicted model, not a curated record